Penicillium macrosclerotiorum is the source of this 1059-nucleotide messenger RNA. RefSeq lists its product as uncharacterized. Bases 1 to 1059 code for a protein of 352 amino acids. The record is from RefSeq and is a predicted model, not a curated record. The transcript has 2 exons. Lineage: Eukaryota; Fungi; Ascomycota; Eurotiomycetes; Eurotiales; Aspergillaceae.
AUGCACUUGCAUGUGGAACUCGUGGCUCUUUCUGCCUUGUUGCUGCCAGCUCUCCCGGUCUUCGCUCGCCCAGCUCCUGGUGGGAUUUGGGAAGGUACCAAUGGGCAUGAUAACAUCGCAAACUUAGAUCUGAAUGAAGAAAAGUAUGGCUAUGAAUAUGGCUAUGGCUUCAGCCACAUUCCCGAGCAAGCAGCGGGUGGCGGUCCCGACGACCACUGCGGAGGUCAAGGAAACGGAGGCCAUGGUGGUGGCCAGGGGGGCGGGAAUGGAGGAUAUCCGGCCGCUUCGACUGUGACCAUCAGCGAUUGCACCACCGCGCCCACCACUACCGUCACGGUUACCAUUGACGAUGGCGGCAAUGGCUUUGCCACCGUCACCGAGACCAUCAGUCAAUGCACUGCAACCGUCACCACCGAUGAUGGCGGGGCCUCGGCCAACAUCGUCACCACUACCGACACGGAGACCAUCAUCGACACCGUGACGGCCUGCACCGCGACGACUACCGACUGGAUCACCAUCACCGAGGACGGCCCAACCGUCACGGAGACCGUCGAAACUGCCGGCCCUACCGUGACCACCACUGAGACGGAAGCUGCCGAGACGGUGACUGUCCCUGGUUCUACCACCACCAAGACUGAGACCGACACUCAGACUGAGACCGACACCCAAACUGUCACCCAAAACCAAGUUGUCACCGAUACGGUCACUACCACUGACACCAAAACCCUUGAAGUUACUGUCACCGUGACUGCCAGUGAUUGCACCCCCACCGAUGGCGGCGGCGGCUUGGACUACGGCGAUUGUACAGACCCGACCAUCCUCUAUGAGUACGGGCUAGAUGGCCGCACGGGCUACUCCUACACCACUCGCAAUCAGGGGGACUUCCCAUUCGGCUCCGACACGUCUAUCCACAGUCCUGAAGACUUGAUCUGCAACCGACUGCGAAGCCCUUGCAAUGCGCCCCAGGAGACUAUCGACCGGUGUUACGAGGCUGAGAGUGCGACGGCGAAUCUGUCGGGACAGGAAGCGGCUGAUGUAUGGAAUGCCAUGAUGACCUAG